Molecule: messenger RNA, 4892 nt
Organism: Pungitius pungitius (ninespine stickleback)
Lineage: Eukaryota; Metazoa; Chordata; Actinopteri; Perciformes; Gasterosteidae
Product: leucine-rich repeat-containing G-protein coupled receptor 5-like
Exons: 20
Coding region: 292-3132 (946 amino acids)
Biological process (GO): activation of adenylate cyclase activity; hormone-mediated signaling pathway; adenylate cyclase-activating G protein-coupled receptor signaling pathway
Cellular component (GO): plasma membrane
Molecular function (GO): protein binding; protein-hormone receptor activity; G protein-coupled peptide receptor activity
Source: RefSeq, a predicted model, not a curated record
AAAAAUAAAUCCAAACAAUACAAAAUAAAUAAUGAAUGAAUACACUUAAAAUAAAUAUAUAAAUGUGUAUAGACAGACAGGCGGACAGACCAUAUAAAAGUAAAGGGGGCUGACAGGAGGGACACACACUCACUCACUCAGUCAGUCACACACACACACACACACACACACACUCACUCACUCACUCAAACACACACGCGUGCAGCCUGGAAAGAGACCAACUGGCAGACUUGAGCCUUAAACUACUUCCAAUGACUGUUUAAUCUUCUUUUAAUCAAGAUUAAAGUCUGGAUGCGGAGCCGCAGCUUUUGUUUCUUAUUUUUUCUCCGUUUUCCGUCUUCCUUUCGGCGGGAUUCGAUCUUUUCUUCCGCGGAGGACAUGCCGCGUCUCGCGGCUUUGCUGGCCGCCUUCGCGCUCCUCUCGGCCGGGUCCGGGAGCCCCGGUACCGCGCAGCGGGGAGCGGGGAGCCCCGGUACCGGGGCCCGAGGGGCGGGGCCGGCGGGCUGCCGGGGCGCGGCGGACGGGCCGCUGCUGCGCGUGGACUGCUCGGACCGCGGGCUGCGCGAGGUUCCGAGCAACCUGAGCGUCUUCACGUCCUACCUAGAUCUCAGCAUGAACAAUCUGACCGUGUUGACCAGCGGAGCUCUGACAGACCUACACUUCCUGGAGGAGCUGCGUUUAGCGGGAAACAACCUGUCAAUCAUUCCCAGAGGAGCCUUCAGCGGCCUGUACAACCUCAAAGUGCUGAUGCUGCAGAACAACCAGCUGCUGUCUGUACCUGCUGAGGCCUUUCACCAGCUGCACAACCUGCAGUCACUCCGUCUGGAUGCAAACCACAUCUCCCACGUUCCCAUUGGCUGCUUCUCCGGCCUGCGCUCGUUGCGUCACCUCUGGUUGGACGAUAACUCCCUGGGGGAGGUUCCUGUGGAGGCCCUCAGCGAGCUGCCCGCCCUGCAGGCCAUGACGCUGGCCCUCAACCACAUCAGCUACGUCCCUGAUGGAGCCUUCAGCCGGCUGGGCCGCCUGGUGGUGCUGCAUCUCAACAACAAUGGGAUCGUUUCCAUGGGAACAAACUGCUUCCAAGGACUCCACAGUUUGGAGACGCUGGAUCUGAACUUCAACAGUCUGCUGGAGUUCCCCACGGGGAUCCGCUCCCUGGGUCACCUGAAGGAGCUCGGUUUCCACAGCAACAACAUCCAGUCCAUCCCAGAGCAGGCCUUCACGGGGAACCCCUCCCUCAUCACCAUAGUUUUCUAUGACAACCCGAUCCAGUCCGUCGGGCGAUCCGCCUUCCAGGACUUACCGGAGCUACGCACACUGUCGCUGAACGGAGCAGCGAAUCUCACACAGUUUCCAGACCUGACGGGAACCCAGAGCCUGGAAAGCCUGACUAUCACAGGGGCUCGGAUCACCUCUCUGCCCGGUUCAUUGUGUGAACAGCUUCCAAACCUUCACUUCCUGGAUCUCUCCUACAAUCACAUCCAGACUCUCCCCAGCUUCUCCGGCUGUCAGAGCCUUCAGACGAUUGAUCUGCACCACAACGAGAUAGAGGAGCUGGAGGAGAACACCUUCCAAGUUCUGAUGUCACUACGCUCUCUCGACUUGUCGUGGAACAGAUUGUCGUCAGUGAAACCGACGUCUUUCUCCGCUCUGCCUGCUCUCACCAAACUCGACCUGUCGUCCAAUCAGCUGUCGUCUCUCCCUCUGAUUGGUCUGCAGACUCUGACUCACCUGCGAUUGGCUGGAAACACGCAGCUGAUGGCGUUAAUGCGGCGGGAGGAGCUGCCUCGAGUCAGGGUGAUGGAGCUUCCUUACGCCUUCCAGUGCUGUGCCUUUGUCUCCUGUGAGAGGAGAGGAGGAGGAGGAGGAGGAGGAGGAGGAGGAGCCUCAUGGGACACAGAGGAAGCAGCAGACUCCACUCUGAGAGAAACCUCCGUUCUCUCCAGCCAAGAUCAGGACUGGGAGGAUUUUCUGUUGGAGUUUAAAGAAGAACCUAAACUUCAACACUCUGUCCACUGCAGCCCUGCACCAGGUCCGUUCCGCCCCUGCCUCCAUCUGCUGGGCAGCUGGUUGAUCCGUGGAGGGGUGUGGCUUAUUGCAGGCCUCUCAUUGGUCAGCAACAGCCUGGUCGUCCUGUCAAUCUUCUUCUCCCCCGCCUCCUCGGUGACUCCGCCCAAGCUGCUGAUUGGCCUCCUGGCGCUGGUGAACGGCCUGAUGGGACUGUGGAGCGGGUGGUUGGCGGCGGUGGACGGCUGGACGUUUGGCGUUUUUUGGAGGUACGGGGCGACGUGGGAGAGCAGCUUCCUGUGCCGCCUCAGCGGCUUCCUGUGUGUGUUCGCCUCGCAGACCGGCCUCUUCCUGCUCACCGCCGCCGCGCUGGAGCGCUGCCGCACGGCCGCACGCCGCCACGGCAAACCGGAGGGACGCGGCGGUCGCUCCUCGCCGCUCUGCGUCCGUCUGGCGGUGUGCCUCAGCUUCCUGUUGGGCCUCGCCGUCACGUUGCCCCCCCUGGUGGCCGGACACGGCAGCAACUCCCUCUGUCUGCCCUCCUCCUCCUUCUCCUCCUCCUCCUCCUUGGCCUUCUCAGUCUCCGUGGUGCUCCUCGACUCGCUGUGCUUCCUCCUCAUGACGCUCGCCUACACCCGCCUCUACUGCCGGGCCAACAAGCCCGCCGCCGCCGCUGAGGAGGAGGAGGAGGAGGAGGAGGAGGAGGCGUUGACUCGACACGUGGCCUGGCUGCUCUUCUCAGACUGCCUCCUCUACCUCCCGGUGGCCUUCCUCUCCUCCUCCUCGCUGCUGCGCCUCCCCGCCGCCGGCCCGGAGGCGGCCAAGGCGCUGCUGCUGCUGGUGGCGCCGCUGCCGGCCUGCGUCAACCCGCUGCUGUACCUCCUCUUCAACCCGCUCGCCCGCCAGCAGCUGGCGGCGCUCGCCAGGCGGGCGCCCAGACUCUGCAGGGGAGGAGGGGGAGGAGGGAGGUCGAGGUGCGACGAGGAGGCGGAGAAGCAGUCGUGUGACUCCACCCAGGCGCUGGUGGCGGUGGGAGGCGCAAAGGAGGAAGAGGAGGAGCAGCAGAGAGGAAGACAGCAGGGCAAGACACGGCACUCAGUGCCGUUUGUUGUUCCUCAUCAAUAAACACACACACACAGACACACACAGACAGACACACACACACAUACUGCAGAGUGUGUGGUAACAAAUGUAUCAAUACAUCAAAAUCUAACAGAUUUAACAGGAAAGAAGACCCUGUUGAGGACUUAAUACAUCGUGAAAUCAACUCUCUGAUUGGUCGAUUUCAGGCUUCAUGCCACCUUACGCACACACAAAAACACACAAACACACUAUUAGCAGUCAGCAGCUUUUAUUUUGAAAGAUGACACAAAUUACAGCGUGUGUGUGUGUGUGUACAUAUUGUAAAUAACAAUCCUAUUUCCUUAUUGUGAGAAGGGUUAAAUGUGCUUAUUCACAUCUUUAUUUUCAUUGUAUUGUGGAUGAUAUCAAAGGUAAUAACAACCAUAAUAAAUCUCACACUGGUUUACUGCUCUUAUUAUUAUCACCGCUUUUAUUACAUUUCAGUAAAAAACAAUUACAUUGGUCUCAAAUUGUUAAAUUGUUACCUUUUUUUAAUCUUUGAAUUUGUAAUUCUUGAUUUACUUUUGUCUUUUUGGUUUUCUAACGAUCCCCUUUAUUACUGUGUCUUUUAAAGUAUGAGUUACUGUACUUAAAUACAAUUGAUUUUGAUAGAUGUUCACAUUCUGAAUGGACUUAUUAUUUGUAGUAUUUAUACACCGACUCUUUUAAUACUUUUACUUUUAGAGAUGGUUUGAACCAUCAGACUUUAAUCUUCUUCAAAAGUUUUAAAUCCAUUUAUCUGAGAAAAUGUUUUCAACUCAACUCAUUAUUAUUAUCAUUAUCUUUAUUUUAACUGUUGUUACAAACUGUAAAAAAGUCUGACGGUUUAAAAAUGAUGUAGAAGUAUGAAGAACUGGUGUUUUGUUGCAUUUUAGUUCCUUUAGUGUUGUUUUUCUGUUUGUGUGGGCGGGGUCUCUGGCCCCGCCCCCAGCCGUAACCAUGGAAACCAUUUGUGAUAAACAUCGACCGUUUCAAAGUCAGGUUGAUCUGCUGCACUUUCAACAAUCAGCACUUCAAAUGUCCUGUUGUGUCUGUUGUGCGCUUUGUGAGACGCAUUUAGCUCAAAAUAUUCUAAAGUAGACAAACAUUUAAAACUUGUAUUUAUGGAGUUACAUUUAUUAGUACUAAUCUACUUUUAUCCUCUUGUUCAGCUGAAUAAACUCUUUAAGAAGGAAAUGAUUGUCGGUUUGUGCUGUGAACACAAACACAACGCUGAUCACAUCUAAACAACCGCACAAUUCCCCGAGGAAGCUGUGUGUGAUGAGAACAUUUAGGAUGAACUGCUCCAUCUUCUUCUUCUCUGGUUGGUUUUAGCUCUCUAAGGUUUUUGUUUAUAGCGAUAAUACGUUCAUAUCUAAUAAAGUGUGUAGCCAAAAUAUAACUAUUAAAAGAAAACAUGGAAUCGCUGUGACCAACACAAUAAAGUAUUAACAAACAGAACCCUCCUUCUCUUCUCUUUGUUAAACUCACUGGUCUCCAUCGUGACGUCAGAACUUUUCAUUCAAAGCAUUUCUCACGUGAAUAAAACAUCUGGUUUUAUCUUUCAGAGGUUUUGAAGUAAAUAUUCAGGUUUUCCAGCUGAAUACAAACUGCCUGAAGGUGUGCGUCUCAUUAUUUGGGGUCUCUUCGUCACCUCUCGUCCUCCAUGUUCACCUGCUGGUUCUGCCACAUGUCGUCAGGUUCUGGAGUAGUUUUGACAAUCAAUACUACUCCAGCAUUUGCCCGGUGGGCCGAUUACCAGUCCAGCCCUGGUAAACACGUAU